AUGACCGGUCCGUCAUUAUCGCAGAUUCUUGAUCCCCCACGACCACUUUCGUCAGUGUCGGAUGUUCCUCAGCCAUAUCAAGAUCAACCUCAGCCUCAAUCUCGGCCUAAUGUUGCUGUGUCGCCGCCGCGUACUGGAGCUUCAGGCUCGUGGCAAUCUUUCGGAAUAGGUCACGGUUCUCUAGCCACAGUCCCAGGGUCGACUGAAUCACAGCGGUACCACAAUGCGGGAGAGUCUGCUCCAUCCUCGGCCUCGCCCGCGACCACGACGACAACCACGACAGCGCUACCAGUUGAGGGCUCUACUUCUGCUACUCCAUCACGUCAGAAUCAUGGAGACAACAAAUUGUAUUCCUGUCGGGAUUGUGGACGCUCCUACUCUCGGCCAGAGCAUUUGGUUAGACACGUCCAAACCCAUACCCUGGGCCGACGCUUUACUUGCGAAAUCUGCCAAAAAUCCUUUGCUCGAAAGGAUCUUCUGCGCCGCCAUGUUGCGAAUCACGAGAAUGACUCGCCGCAGAAACGACGGCGAAUAAACUCGUCUCCGGCAACGGGUCGUGUCUCUCAGGCGUGUCGACCAUGCGCCGUGGCCAGAGUCAAGUGUGACGAUUCCAAGCCAUGCAGGCGUUGCGUGAAUCGCAAGUUGACUUGCAUCUUCUCCGAAGCCGGUCCCUCGUCCAACCCUCAUCACCAUAUCCCACCAAAAAAACAUGCCACAGCUGCCCAUGAUUUUAACCAUUCCGCCACAGCUAUAGCAGCAGCACCUGUAGCCGCCUACAGCACAGAGUCAGGCAACUCUUCUUCACCAGCCGCGCACAGCCAUGCCAAUUCAGCACCUAGUGGCCCUGAGGCUAGCAGCAAGACCAGCCCUUACUCACAAACGACGACAUUUAAACUCGAGGAGAGCGGGGAGAGCCAAUGGCCCACACCAGAAACUCUCAUGGACCAAGCCAGCAAUGAAACACUUGCACCGCCAGUAUAUGAACCUCCGACAGGAGUCAUGGAUUUCAACAACUCGCCAUUCUUUGAUUUUCUUCGAGAUGUGUUGUAUGAGCAGCCAUUUGAUCCAAACAAGAUGACGACCCCGCAAGGAAUGCCCGUUCUUGAUUUCUGCGACAAUGCCAGCCUUGAACUGACGGACCUGGAUUUCGGCAUGCUGGACCAAUGGAACAUGGAUGGCAUGACUGAAGGCACAAUGCCGGCCCAGGAUCCCAUCCCCCGCCCUGAAAAUUCGGCCGAGAUAAACCAGAUGCGAAAGAGCCUGGUCAAAGUUUGGACCGAAUCGCCAUGGCGUUGGGAUCCAAAUUCCAAUGACAACGGGUAUAAGGAACAGAGCUUCUUUGCUGUAUCGACCCAAGAUACAUCAAGCUCCCAAUUUCAACAUAGCCGAGAUUGUUUGGAAAGAGUCGUUGUUGAGAAACUGGAACAAUCGGGGCGGGACCGUGUUAUGGCCAUUCUCCUCUCCCAGUGCCGCCAAACCUCCGUGGCUAACCAAGUUGCCGCAUCUUUCCCCACCGUGGAGGUGUUGGAUACUCUGACGCAUAUGUUUCUUGCUGCUCAAGCUUGCCAAGUAGACUCAUGGAUUCAUUUCCCUACGUUCAAACUCAAGGAUCAGUGGCCAGAGUGGAUCGCCAUGGCUGCCGCUCAUGGAGGCUCCUUGACCCCGGUGCCAGCGUUGCGCAAAUUUGGUUUCGCAGUGAUGGAAGCGGUUCGCAUCACAAUCCCCGCACGGUUCGAGGAAAACAAUACGGCAAUCCAGCGGUUAGGCUUAGUUCAAUCACUUAUCUUGGUCCAAGACCUCGGUCUUUGGAGUGGCAAUCGCCGUAGGAUGGAGAUCGCAGAAUGCCAUCUUGUCAUUCCUGUCACGAUGAUGCGAUAUCGGGGCAAAUUCCAACGAGCAAAGUAUCCCAUCAUCAAUGUCGAUCCAUCAGAUGAAGGUGAAGUUCUCGAGGAAAAGUGGAAGCUGUGGAUUGAGAGAGAACAAUGGAAACGACUAGUCUUCCAUUGUUAUCUUCGAGAGGCUCAGACAUCGAUGACGACAUUGACAAACCCAUGCGUGUCGUAUUCAGAGUUGACCUUGCCAUUGCCCGAAGCUAGAGAGUUGUGGUUGGCAAAAACAGCACAGGAAUGGAAGGCGCGGUACCUGGAGAGGAACGCGGGUCUUUCUAAGCGACCACCGUCUGUGGGCGACCUAUUCCACGACGUCCACCUGUUGACGGCAAAUCACGCGCGCCUGGACGUCCAAUUCUCGGUUUCGAUCUUUCUUCACGGAUUCUGGGCGCUGAUUCUCGAGUAUCGACAACUCAGUUCGGUUCACAAGUCGCGGUCGUAUGCGAACAGCCUAGGAGGCAACCCCAACUUGCUACUGAGCUCUCGCCACCAAGAGCUAGUCAAGGACCUCCAAAGUUUUCAUCUCAUUGCGGCUGGUUGGCAAGGCAUGUCAGCGCGAGAGCACUUACUCCUCUAUCUUCUAAUGAUGAAUCUGCAUGUGUCUCUUGACGACCUGCAGUUGUUCUUGGGCAAGGAGGGCGAGGACCAGGCACGGCGCGUCUACCCGAUAUUGCAGCAAUGGAUCACGAGUUCUGAAGCCCGCUCGGCGGCUUGGUGUGCGUCGCAGGUUUUUCGACACGCCAAGCUUUUCCCGCCAGGUCACUUGAAGGACUUUUAUGCGGUAGCAGUACACCACGCUGCAAUAACACUGUGGACAUAUGGCGUGGUGACUAGGGCAAACCGACGACAGUAUGUGGCGUCACAAAUUGGCACAGAGCCAAUAUACUUGGAUGGUGCGGACUCGAUGGCGAUUCAGCGAUUUAUCGGCUUCGAGCAAGGCCGGCCAAUGGUCAAGGGUCCCACGAUUCGUGGAACAACAAGGGAGGCGGCACUGCACGGCCCCCGAGCCUGCAUGGACAUGGCUCAGGAUAUACUGCGAAUGAACUUUACGCAGGCGCAAGAGGGACUACCUCCCAUAGUUGAGAACUUGGUACAACUCAUAAAACAGCUCGGGAAUGCGGCGUGGGCAGUUGGCUUGGGCUAA
Messenger RNA from Metarhizium acridum CQMa 102, 3033 nucleotides. RefSeq lists its product as uncharacterized. Gene Ontology annotation, molecular function: DNA binding; zinc ion binding; DNA-binding transcription factor activity, RNA polymerase II-specific. The record is from RefSeq and is a predicted model, not a curated record. Lineage: Eukaryota; Fungi; Ascomycota; Sordariomycetes; Hypocreales; Clavicipitaceae. Gene Ontology annotation, biological process: regulation of DNA-templated transcription; DNA-templated transcription.